Molecule: messenger RNA, 1725 nt
Organism: Naegleria lovaniensis
Lineage: Eukaryota; Heterolobosea; Eutetramitea; Acrasida; Naegleriidae
Exons: 1
Coding region: 1-1725 (574 amino acids)
Source: RefSeq, a predicted model, not a curated record
AUGCCUCGAGAAGUGUUUUCGUUCCAGCAACUCUUCUCAUCAUCCGAACAACCUUUAUCGAAAAUACCACACCAAUUAUCAACAUUUGCAUCAUCAUCAUCAUGGCUGGUGGAGUAUAUUGUGAAUCAAUGGAAUGAUCUUCAACAGCAACUAUUGAUGCCAACAUUCGUGGAAGACCACUCGGCAAAAAAUCUUUUUCGUUCCGAUAGGGUGCUCAUGAACUCGGAUUCUGUGAGCCUUGGCAAAGUAAUUUCAUCAAAAUUGGAUCAAGCUAGCGCAACUUCUCGCAAUUCGACCAUUACUGCAACGAAAGCAAUUGUGAACAUUUCAAUUUGGGGAGUGGAAGAUUUAUUAUUUUUAAUAAUUUCUCUAGUGGCCCUGAUUUUAAUUUUACGAUUACUGUAUUUCAAGAGAAAUAGCAGAAAUUCGGGACAACAUAGCAUUCCAUCAUCACCACCAACAACAGCUAUCAACGAAAAUCCUGCAUUAAUUGGAGCAACAACAAAACCCAGCCCUUCUGAGAUAAUGUCCAAAACUACCUCAAAGGUUGUACACGCUUCUCACGCUAACAGCAGGGAGAGUUAUUUCUUUCCACAUAGCUAUGCCCUAUUCAUCAAUAUUAUUCUACUAUGCUUAUCGUAUUGUACCAUCCUAACAUUACAAUGUGUAUACAUGGGACAAGAGGCAUACAAUAUUUUCAAUGAGAAAAAUAAGCACAGUAAUGAAGCCAUUCUCUCCAUAGAAAGUACUGUGAGAGGACUAUUUUCUGUUGUGUUCGUUUUCCAGAGAACUUUGAGCCUUAAUUACUUUUUCAUCCUCUACAGUUAUGGACACAAAAAAGUAAUUCACAAAAUUGUUUUCGGAUCAUUACUAAUUUUAUCAUUCAUUGACAUCAUUCUGAACACUGUGUCUCAUAUUUUAAAAAUCCUAAUGACUUAUUACGAUAUUCGAUUUGCUGGGCAGGACACAAAAUAUAUUGAACAACUCAUGAUUCUCAUUUCAGCAUCAUUUUCCAUCUUCAUGUCACUCAGUAUUGCUGCUCUUUCACUAAUUUAUGGCAUGUUCCAGAACCAUUCUUUGAGAAAAUGUAAAAUAAGAAUACUAUUGUUCAUUUUCAUGCAUCAAUUUGUGUGGGUGAUUUAUGAAACAUAUAGGAUCAUUUCACAGUUCGAUAUUUUAUUUGGAAUCCAAUUAGUGUCAUGGGCUGACCUUAUUAUGCAAUGCAUCCUUUUCUUCUUGAUGAUUAUUUACUUGCUAUUUGUUGUCAUUACGAUUGGAGUUUUUAACCGAGUGCAUAAUCAUGUUCUCAUUCAUGAUGAAUGGAUGGCUCUUGUGGAGGACGAGGAAGAUGGCGAACCAACCAUAUUCGAUUUUCAAUCAAAAUCUCGUGCUAUUCAAAGCAAUUCAAGAUCACAUUUAUUCGAUCAAGUUCCAACACAUUCACUUUCUCCUACUCGAUCAUUCCUUAAUGAUACCAGCGAGGGUACCUAUGGAGCGAUGGGUUAUGGAAGUUUGACUUUGGGUACGAGAAAAGCAACACCAAACACGAGUUUAGGGCUUGAAAGUUCUGCCUAUUCCACCAAACCAACACAACCAUCAAAUAGUGCUCGUGUGAACGUGUCACAUAGGUCUGAGAAUGUUCCCAUACUUAAAGAAGAACCACCACCAGCGAAUACAUUGAGUUCGAGUGUUCAUUCUUCCUCGUCGUCAAGUUGGCACAAAUAG